GUUCAAAUAAAUUCCUGUUAUGUAAGUUGAAAUGCUGAUAUGAAAAAUGGUCCCGGAUCAGUUGGUUUGGUCAUUGUGACCAUCUGAGGACACCAACGUAGAACUUAAUAUAAUUACUACAAGUUAUUGAAAUUACCACAAAAAUGUUAUUGAGUUACCAAAUGUUUAAUUGUACUCAAUCUUUUGUAAAUUAAGAAUAAAAAUAUAUUCGUAACUCAAAAUUUGAAGUUGUUUUAUUUGGGCACCCUAGUCUUAUUAAAACCACCAAAAUGACGUCCGAAAUUCAUUAGAUUUGGGCCGGGUUAGACGAGACCAGUGUCCGCCCUCUAUUAAUGUCAGGCAUGUGCGUAUCUUGCCUCACUAUUUGGAGCUGGGUGGCAUCACAGUUUUUGCAUAUAUAAGUAAUUAAAGAUGAUGAAUGCCGCUGCAUCUGUAUACAGAAGAUUAAGUAUCAGGGAACUGAUUGCAAGUCCAUCUGUUUACGGUUCUGCUACUGAUGUAUCCGGAGAGGGAUUGAGCUUAGUUUUCAGGCGCUGGGCCACCAAGAAAACGGCAGGAUCCACGAAAAAUGGCCGUGACUCGUUGCCCAAGAAUCUUGGAGUAAAAAAAUUUGGUGGGGAGAGAGUGAUACCUGGAAAUAUCAUUGUUCGUCAAAGGGGUACGCGUUUUCAUCCAGGAAAUUAUGUUGGAAUAG
Molecule: messenger RNA, 694 nt
Organism: Sesamum indicum (sesame)
Lineage: Eukaryota; Viridiplantae; Streptophyta; Magnoliopsida; Lamiales; Pedaliaceae
Biological process (GO): translation
Cellular component (GO): ribosome
Molecular function (GO): structural constituent of ribosome
Source: RefSeq, a predicted model, not a curated record